AUGUGGCAUCCAAGUGAGAACACUGCCCAAGAACUUCCGAGACACCAUCUAUCCUCAGGAGACUUGGGCUGCGUUUUCUCUGGAUUGACUCGCUACGUGACUCAUUGUUCUCGGUUGACAACUGGCGAAAAGAGUCCAUUACCAUAG
Colletotrichum orchidophilum is the source of this 147-nucleotide messenger RNA. RefSeq lists its product as uncharacterized. The coding region runs from base 1 to 147 and encodes 48 amino acids. The transcript is spliced from 2 exons. The record is from RefSeq and is a predicted model, not a curated record. Lineage: Eukaryota; Fungi; Ascomycota; Sordariomycetes; Glomerellales; Glomerellaceae.